This is a messenger RNA of Dendronephthya gigantea, 3287 nucleotides long. RefSeq names its product nose resistant to fluoxetine protein 6-like. Lineage: Eukaryota; Metazoa; Cnidaria; Anthozoa; Malacalcyonacea; Nephtheidae. Gene Ontology annotation, molecular function: acyltransferase activity, transferring groups other than amino-acyl groups. The record is from RefSeq and is a predicted model, not a curated record. The coding region runs from base 1410 to 2810 and encodes 466 amino acids. The transcript is spliced from 15 exons.
UACUCACUACUAAGUGACACACUCUUAGAAGGAAAUUUAUUUCCUGAAUAUUGCCUUUCAGACCCCGUUUACACUAGAGCGAAAGUUUCCGGAUUCAUCACGAAAGCGGAAUGUUUUAGUACCGGAUUCAUGUUGCUGUUUACACACGCAGCAACGAAUCCGAUAGAAAAUGUACUCGGUUUUAAGCUGUAUCCGGAAACUUUGAAUCCGUAAAAGUUUGUGGAAACUUCGUAUCCAGAAACAUUUGAAUCCGGAAAAUUUUCUUGUGUAAACGCUUUGCACGACGAAUCCGAAGAAAUUCAAACGUGACGACCAAACAAUUCUCCAAGAACAAGUAAUGUGAGUGUAAACGGAGAAAUCCGCAUACAGAGACAACUAAAGUGUAAUGUAAACACUUGACGAAUCCUAUACAUGUGUGUAACAAUGAAUCCGGAUAAAUUUACAAAUCCGGAAACUUUCGUUCUAGUGUAAACGGGGUCUCAGUCAGAACCGUAGGCCGUAGCUAGACUGCUGCUGAUUGGUGCAUGGAGAGCCAGUAUAUUCAUUUAUUCAAUGUUUGCAUAUACCGAACAAUCGCUUUCGAAGAAUCAGUCAGGCAUAAGACGAAUUCAUGAAGCUUCUAUAAAUAGGGCCAAGCUAUUAACACCAUUAUUCCAAAACCUUUCAGUUGGCAACGAUAAUUCCGUGCCAGUGGAAUCUGUUUAAUAAGACUUAAUUAUCUGGAUAUUUGCAACCAUAGCGAUCAUCAAUGGCUUUACCUAUCUGGAAAUAUAUUUUAUUACUGAAUGUUAUGUUUUGGUAUCACCAUACAAGAGCAAAUCCACAUCAGUCUAGCUUUCAGUCGACGGAUAACGUUUCGCCCACUGCCCACCAAGAUACAGGAUAUUUACUAUCAGGUCAAAGAUGUCGAACAUCGUACAGAAAUCUGACAAAAAAAACGAUUUGCAAGAUUACUUGAUGCCAGCGGUAAACAAGGCAGCGGUAUUUACGGUGGGAACACCUUGUGGUAUGGAUCAUACAGCGAAUGCUCGAAAUUAUCACACUCUCAGUAUUGUUGGACGCGUUUUCCUGGAGCCAUAUCGUUGGUUAAGAAUAACACAGAUACUCUCAGCUUUGAAUGGGGCGUUUGUUUACCGGAUAUUUGUACUGGACAAGAUGUUUCUGAAGACCUUGACUUCUUUCUGCGCAAAUACAAAGUUUUGGAUAUUGUUAAACCUUUGGCGAAACCAAUUGUGGAAUGUGCAAAAGAUCCGGAGUACACUUCAUCAGUUGUGAUAACAAUCGUAUUCUGUUGUAUUUUAAUUGGUCUGUGUCUCCUUGCGACUGUUGUUGAUAUUUUCCAUCAUUUAAACGACCCCCGCGAAUCUACGGAAGUCAUUGGCGAUGGUGAAAUCUCUUUGGACAAAAAAAUGGACGAAAACUCACCUUCACUACCAAAUGGAUCUGAUCAAGAAAUAAUAACUAAGAAAAGAACAGGAGGUAUCAUCCUGUCCGUUCUCCAUUGUUUUUCAUGUCUACGAAAUAUUAAAUUUAUCAUGAGUACAGAUGUUGGAAAGAGUGAUUUAACUUAUCUUCAUGGUAUCCGAGUGAUCUCUAUGUUCUGGAUUAUCGGUCUUCAUGCAUUUAACGAGCUAUUCAGUUUACCAAUUGAAAAUGAAGAGGAUGCAAACAACAUUAUACGACGUUUCACAUUUAUGAUUUUCGCCAAUGGAGCCUUCGGAGUAGACACCUUUUUUUUCUUAAGCGGCUUGCUCGUUAUGUAUGUUAACAUUAAGAAGCAGGAGAGAAAUCCUGGACGAACGAAUUGGUUCAAAUACUAUUUUCACCGGUUUUGGAGGCUCACACCAACUUAUAUGUUUUUUCUACUACUUGUCGCAAAACUGUUGCCAUUUUUUGGUGCUGGUCCUAUUUGGUUUUCACUGCUUCCUAAAAGUUCAGCAUGUUCAAGAAAUUGGUGGGUAAACUUACUGUACAUCAAUAAUUUGGAUAAACUUGAUGCUGAAGAGAUGUGUUUGGUACAUACGUGGUAUCUGGCAGCCGAUAUGCAAUUCUUUGUUAUAUCUCCAAUCUUUCUUUUCAUUGCAAAAAGAUACCAAAUUCGCCUGCUCAUUUGUAUGGUUGGUGUUGUUAUUUUGGCUAGUAUUAUCACAACAGCUUCGUUAAUCGCAGACAAAAACCUUCAACCAUUUGGCAUGCCAGCCACAAGUAAUCUAAGAGUUGUAUUGGGAAGUUCCAAAUACUUCGAAGACGUAUACGUGAAACCGUAUUGCAGAAUCCCGCCGUAUGUGAUUGGAAUGGUCAUGGGGUAUUUCAUCUACAAGUAUUUUUCAACGAGAUUUCAACUAAAGCGGAAAUUUAUCGCAAUUUUGUGGAUGCUGGCUGUAUGUGUAGCACUCGCUGAUAUAUACGCCCCAUACAGCACAGUCAAAGAAAACCCCCGAAUUUGGUCCAAGGGAGAAAAUAUUGUUUAUGGAUCAUUGAGGUGGACCAUCUGGAGCUUUUGCAUUAGUUGGCUAAUUUUUGCUUGUCAUUACAACUAUGCAGGUCCAGUUAAAAUACUUCUCGCCGCAAAGUUCUGGAUACCAUUAAGUCGGAUAAAUUAUGCUGCAUUUAUUAUACAUUUUACAGUUUUGAACGUUUUUACGUAUAACAUUGAAGUUCCGAUUCAUUACACAAUAUUUACAUUGGUCUCCUGUUAUCUUACUGCAUUGGUAUUGUCUUAUGCGUUCGCCUUCAUUCUCACUGUUGUAGUGGAAUUUCCUUGCGCAAACCUUGAAGCACUGGUUUGGAAGAAAGUCGAGAAGAAAUGAAAAGAUUGUGUAAGGUCAUGGGAAACGGCUAACGUACCUUUACAGUAUUGUAACAGAUCAAUGUAGCCGUCAGUCAUUCCCUUUAUACCAUAUUACAUAAACGUCGGCAAGAAAUUUUUGACACGUUUCCAAACUUUUUAUUGCUUUGUAAAGGGAAAAUAUCUCAUUUACUGUGGGCGGAAUGCUGGGCUGGAGAUUGAACGCCCCGGAGUUGUAGUUUAAAAAGGCCCUGUUUAAAAGAGGUUUUCCACUACGUCCUCUUCGUUCCAGCGUGUGAAGCGCGUUUUGUUUUUUAGGCCUGACACGGCCGCAUGAGCAGAUUUUCAAAGGCCGCUUCACCCGCGCGGGCAAAACGAAUGUAAUGGGAAAGCCUUUACAGUAUAUUGUUCUUUACCACCCAAUUAUAUAUUAGACGAGUACAUAUAACCAUGUCGGAAUCAAUACAGUUUCAUGCGAACUUGAAUUAUUAUCAUAAUG